Molecule: messenger RNA, 582 nt
Organism: Caenorhabditis sp. 36 PRJEB53466
Lineage: Eukaryota; Metazoa; Nematoda; Chromadorea; Rhabditida; Rhabditidae
Source: the annotation of a GenBank genome assembly
AUGGGAAACAAGAAGAAGAAGCAGAAUAGCAAGGGAGCGAAAGCGGCUCGUGCUGCUGUUCGGAAUGCGCUUGCAGCGGCUGCCGAAGAAGCCAAAUCUCGCGAAGUCAAGUUCCAACUGCGAUCGUCGGACAAGGAGAUCUACGAGAUGACCCAGGAGGGUAUGAUGCAGUCGAAGACCUUAGCAGCUGCGCUGGAGAAUUUACGUAUGAAAGAUCUACUUGCCGCUCCAUUUCCUGUGAACAACGUCCCUGGCUCAUGUCUCAGGAAGAUCGUGGAGUGGUGCGAGCAUCACAAAGACGACGGAUCGUACAAGAUGAGAAGGAAUGGCCGGCACAUGAUCAUUCCACCGUGGGACGAAAACUUCUUACAACGUCUCAACAACCAGGAGCUCUUCGACAUCAUUUGCGCAGCCAACUACCUGGACAUCCCGAAGCUCAUGGACUUCUCGUGCAAGACGGUGGCGAAUAUGGCCAAGGGCAAAUCGCCGGAGGAGAUGCGGAUCAUUUUCGGUAUUCCAACCGAUGAAGAGGACGCCGAGGCACUUCUGAAUCUGCCGGGACCGUCGAGCUCAAGUAAUUGA